Lepidothrix coronata (blue-crowned manakin) is the source of this 2604-nucleotide messenger RNA. RefSeq names its product coiled-coil domain containing 30 (gene CCDC30). The transcript is spliced from 17 exons. Lineage: Eukaryota; Metazoa; Chordata; Aves; Passeriformes; Pipridae. The record is from RefSeq and is a predicted model, not a curated record. Bases 135 to 2573 code for a protein of 812 amino acids.
UGGGCCACGUGCGUGCCCUGACGGAGGAGCGGGAUGCCAUCGCCUCGGAGUACGAGAGGGAGAACGAACAGCUCAGGUUGGAGCUGGCACGGCUGCAACUGCUCCAGGAAGCCCAGCUGAAGGAGGUGGAGGAGAUGCUGCAGCAGGAAGGGCUGUCCCAGAUCGCUCACAGCGCUGCCAGCGAACAGGUCGCCUAUUUGCUGGUGGAGAGGACAGCGCUGCUGGGGAAACUGGGACUGCUCCACAGCACCACAGAGGGCAUCCAGUUCUGCAGGAAAGAGUUGGAGAGGGAACCUGCAGGAGCUGUGGGAGAUCUGGAUGGUGCUCCCCAGAGGCUGAUGGUGGCCCAGGAAGAGCUCCAGGGGGUGACAGAGGAGUUGGAUGCACCGAGCAAGGAGCAGAGUGCAGCAGGCAGGACUGAACUCCAGGAGGCCAUGGAGCACAACAGCCGGCUGGAUAAGGAGAUCCUGGCACUGCGGGCGCGGGUCCAGACGCUGGAUCUGGAGAGGAAAGCAUUCCUGGAGCUGGUGGAGCAGCUCAAGGAGGAGAUCUGUGAAUACCAGAGGAGUGAGAGGCCAGGGCAGUCCCUGCCCGAGGAGCCCGGAGCAGCCUCACUGCAGGGCACUCGGGAUGAAGGGAGGGCUGAAGAUGAGCAUGGGGCAGGAAGAGCCUGGUCCUCCUUGGAUCAGGAGGAUAGAGACCAGGGGGGUGAAACUCUCCAUAAAAGGUGCCGGGAGGCAAUGGAAAACAUGGAGGGCAGGAAUUCCCAGCUCCUGCACAAGCUGCAGAAACUGGAGCAGGAGCAUGAGGAUUUGGUGGAGCGCAAUGAGGAGCUGGAAUCAAUCCUGGGAGAGACUCAGAUCCAGACCAAGCAGGAGAAGGAGCAGUUUGAGAGCGAGGUGGAGGGACUGCAGCAGAAGAUCACCAGUUUAGAAACAGAGUUGCUUGAGGUGCAGAAGAACAGAAGUGAGAUGGACAGGAAGGAGCAGGCGGCGUCUGGAGCGCAGGAGAUGCAGGAGGGGUUUCCUGACUCCCAGUUGGAGCUUCCAAGCCCCAGUAACACCUCCCCUGGUCUCCAGAGGACAUCAGCCAGCAGGGAUCUCAUGGAUGUGUCCCAUGAGAAGCACAAGGACAGUGCUUUGUUAGACCCAGAGGCCUCUGAAAUCCUACAAGAUGAGCAGAGUCACAGAGAGGAGCAGACACAGGAAGAUCCCCAUGGAGAUGCAAAGACCUAUGAGGAACAGAUGGCUAAAGUUGUGUUUUUGGAAGAACAGAUCAAAAGCCUGAGGGAGGAACAAGAGCUGCUCUGCUCUGAGUUAUUAGAGAGCAACAAGAAGAAGGAAGAGCUGGAAAAGCAGCUCAAAGAGAGCAAUGAAGAGAAAAGGAUGUUGCUGGAAGAGAUUUCCCAGCUCAAGCACAACAUCCGGAGCGCCCGGGAACAGGGAGACACUGGAGAGACCUGGAGGAUGAGCCCAGGCUUGGAGCAAAGGGAGAGCAGGUUCCUGCCAUGGCAGAGCUCAGCAGGCAGUUUAGAUGGGAGCCUUAAACAGGGUCUGUCUGAGGAGAAGUUCCAGCAGCAGGAGGAGAAGCUGCAGCAGCUGCGCCAGGACCUGCGGCGGGUGCAGAACUUGUGCAGCUCCGCCGAGAGGGAGCUGAGGUACGAGAGGGAGAAGAACGCAGAGCUCCAGAAACAGAACCUGCUGCUCCAGCAGGAGUGCACCAAGGUCAAAGCUGAGCUGAAACAGGCCCGGGCCAAACUCUCAGACUCCACAGAAACCUGCUCAUCCCUGUCAGCACAGUGGGAGAGGAGCCAGCAGAAGGUCAGGGAGCUGGAGCAGAAGCUCUCCAAGUGCUCCCAGGCUGACAAGCUCCACAGCAGCCUGAGGGACAGGCUGGCCCAGGAAAAAUCCAGGGCAGGAGAAGCCCAGAAAAAGAUUUCCAAGCUCCAGCAGAAGCUGAAGGAUUCCCAGCACCAGCUCCUGCUGGCAGAGGCCCGUGUGUCCGACAAGAAGCUGCUGGAGGAGGAGCUGAAGGAGGCCCGGGAGAACGAAGCUCGAGUGCAGCGGGAGCUCCACGAGGGGCAGCUGAAGAGGAAGCUCCUGGAGCAGCAGGUGGAGGAGCUGCGGCAGCAGCUCCGGCAUUCCCGGGAGACGGAGGCGUCGCUGGCCAAGAUGCACGUGGAGCUCCAGGCCAAGACCCUGCAUGCCCUGGAGGAUGAGAGGAAACUCGACCCUGGAGAGCACCUGCAGUGCCAGAAGGAGAACCAGAAGCUCUCGGAGCAGCUGUCCCUGCUGAAGGAGGAGAACAAGGCCCUGUACGAGGAGGGUGUUCGGCUCCUGAACCAGAAGGAUCUCUAUGUGAGGAAGUACAAUGAGCUGCAGCUCCGGCACAAGGACAAGAUCCGCAGGGCCAAGGAGACGUUCAUCCACGAGGUGAAACAGAGGGACAGCAGGAUCAAACAGCUGGAAAACGAGCUCAGCGAGUCCAAGCUCCAAGUGGAGAAGGUGAGAGAAGACACCGAGGGCUUCUCCAGUAAGGGGAGGCUGCAGGAGCAUCCCUUCCUUCCAAAAUAAUCAUGGAAUGGCUUGGGUUGGAAGAGACAGU